Haemorhous mexicanus (house finch) is the source of this 10768-nucleotide messenger RNA. Its product is annotated as protein ELYS-like. Bases 186 to 3419 code for a protein of 1077 amino acids. NCBI's taxonomy places the organism in Eukaryota, Metazoa, Chordata, Aves, Passeriformes, Fringillidae. The transcript has 25 exons. The record is from RefSeq and is a predicted model, not a curated record.
GUAAGCCUGAACUCAGUGUGUUGUUCUAUUCCCUGUUAUUUAUCUUGUCCAUCCCUCUGUGUCACUUUUUGUUGAUCUCAUAGGCAUCAGAGAAGCUCAAGAUUCUCCUUGUGCUCUGCUGUGAGAUGAAAAACUGCCCCAAGUGCCAUUUCUUUUGAGCAAAAGGAGCUACAAAUGAUUGAAGAAUGCGAGACCUAACGGCUCAGGUAACGAGCAGUCUGCUGCAGUUUCCAGAGGUGACUGUUGAGGCACUUGGGGAAGAUGAGAUCACCCUAGACUCUGCGCUGUGUGGGAAGUUUUCUGGAGGCAGAAGUGGCCUGGCGUGGCUGGCGUGUGGCCCCCAGCUGGAGGUGGUGAACUCGGUGACAGGAGAGCGGCUCUCUGCGUAUCGCUUCAGCGGGGUGAACGAGCAGCCUCCCACUGUCCGUGUGGUGAAGGAGUUCUCUUGGCAGAAGAGGACUGGGCUCCUGGUUGGCUUGGAGGAAGCAGAGGGAAGUGUUCUCUGUCUGUAUGACCUUGGGACCUCAAAAGUGGUUAAAGCAGUUGCUCUUUCAGGAAGGGUGACUGCCAUCGAGCCCAUCAGCAAUGACGGCGGAGCCAGCGUGAGCACGCGGCACCUGCACCAGAGUCUGCGAUGGCUCUUUGGAGUGGCAGCAGUGGCCACAGAUGUUGGCCACGUCCUUCUGGUUGACCUUUGUUUGGAUGAUUUAUCUUGCAGUCAGAAUGAAGUAGAAGCAUCGGAUCUAGAAGUUGUCACUAGAAUUCCUGCUGAAGUUCCACAAAGAAGAGAAGCUGUGACCAGGGAAGGGAGGCAUCUCUGUUUUCAAUUACGAAGUCCUUCAGGAACAGCAGUAUCAACCCUGUGCUACAUAAGCAGAAGCAACCAACUCGUUGUGGGAUUUUCUGAUGGCUACUUAUCACUGGGGAACAUGAAAACUUUGAAGAAGGCGCACUACACUCAGCUUGGAGGAGGGAUUCCUGUCUGUUCUCUUACUUUUCAAGAGCCUGAGAAUGAUCUUCAAAAUUGUUGCUACUUAUGGGCUGUUCAGUCUACACAACAAAGUGAAGGGAAUGCUGUCAAUUUACAUCUCUUGCAGUUAGCAUUUGGUGGCAGGAAAUGUCUGGCAUCAGGUCAAGUCAUGUAUGAGGGUUUUACAUGCUGUGUCAAGCUCUUCAGUUUAGAUCUCUCUGGUGGAAUCUUUCCCUGGAGUGGGCAGACCAGCAAUACUAAAUUCCUCAGCUGUCAGACCAUAGAAAAAUUUUGCAACCAUGCUGACAGAGAGGAUAACGUUAAUGAAGUAAUCUCUCCUGACACCAGCGUAUCAAUCUUCAGUUGGCAAGUGAAUACCUAUGGUCAAGAAAAGCCAUCUGUCCAUUUGGGAGUGUUUGACAUCAAUCGCUGGUAUCAUGCCCAAAUGCCAGACUCACCAAGGCCAGAAGAAUUCCUUCAUGAUUGCCCCUAUUUUGCACUGUGGUCACUGGAUCCUGUUAUAAGCAUGACUUCUCCAAACCUCAUUUUGGAUAUUCUGGUACACGAGCGUAGUCUGAGUCGGGGGGUUCCUCCUUCUUAUCCACCACCUGAACAGUUUUUUAAUCCAAGCACCUAUAAUUUUGAUGUGACAUGCUUGCUCAACUUGGGAGUUGUUCACAUGACUUGCACCGGCUUCCAGAAGGAGACCCUGAAGUUUUUGAAGAAAUCUGGUCCUUUAAUAAGUGAGGCCAUUCGUGACAGCUACACUCGGUGUCUUGUAGCUGGCUUGCUGUCUCCAAGACUGGUUGAUGUCCAACCAUCCAGUCUGAGUCAGGAGGAGCAGUUAGAGGCAGUGUUGUCAGCUGCUGUGCAGACAGGCUCCUUAGAACUUCUGACGGGAUGCAUUAAACACUGGACUUCUGAAGAGCAGCCAAGUUCUGCUGUAAAUUUACGGUUUGUUCUCGAGUGGACAUGGAACAAAGUGAUCUGUACAAAAGAUGAACUGGACCAAAUAUGUGUUCCGCUGUUUGACGGCUCCUGCAACUUCAUUGACCCCCAGACAUUACAGUCCCUUCAGCACUGCCAGCUGCUGCUGAGCAACCUCAGCACAGUCCUAAACUGUUUUCUAACAGAAGCCCGAGAGCUUACUGAGAAAGGUUUUUCAGACUUAACAAAUAAGCAGAUGGUAACCAGCCUCAUUUUUUUGUAUGUACAAGUGGUGAUCUGGUUCUGUCGAUCCAGUCUUCUUCCCGUGGGUUUAGAUGAUCACAUGCAUUUGUCCAGACCUUUCUACAAUUACCCUCUGAUUCAGAGCUACUAUACAGGUCACCGACAGAAACUCGAGCUCUUAUCAAGAGGCAAAUGGGAUUCUGACUGCUUGAUGAUUGAUGGAAUGGUUUCCCAGUUGGGAGAGGAAGUGGAGAAGUUGUGGCAGAGAGAUGAAGGCGGCACUGGGAAAUACCCACCUGUCAGUUUACAUGCACUGCUGGAUCUCUAUUUGCUAGAAAGCAUUGAAGAAAGGGACAAACAUGCAAUUACAAUUUACUUGCUGCUGGAUAUUAUGCAUUCCUUUCCAAAUAAAACAGAAACUUUACUUGUUUCCUUUCCAACUGCCUUUGCCAUCCCUUGGGGUCUUGUUAAGCUGAUUCGAGGAUUUUGGUUUCUAGAUCACAAUGAUUAUGAAAAUUCCCUGGCCCUGCUCUUCCAUCCAGCUACACUCAAGACUGUGUCAUGGCAACACAUGAGGAUAAUCCAGUCCCUCAUGUGCCAGGGAGAGCACAGGCGAGCCCUGAGGUACAUGCAGAUGAUGAAGCCGUCGAUGUCCAGCAGCAGUGAAGUGCGGCUGUUCCUCACCGUGUUGUUGUCCAACAGGUGCAUGGUGGAGGCUUGGGGUCUGUUGCAGCAGCACACCACAAAGUUAAACAUAGAAGAGCUGCUAAAGCACAUGUAUGAAAUCUGUCAGGAGAUGGGGCUGAUGGAGGAUUUGCUGAAGCUGCCUUUCACAGACACAGAAAAAGAGUGUUUGGAGAAGUUUUUACAGACCAAAUCUGGUGUUCAGAAUCAUGAAUUCCUCUUAGUCCACCAUCUGCAGCGUGCCAACUACAUCCCAGCACUCCAGCUGAAUCAGUCCAUGAAGGCCAAUCUGAUGAAUGGUCGUGAUCCUCGUUUGAGAGAGAGAGCAGUAGCCAGAAAUUCUCUAUUAGACCAAUAUAUCAAGAUCCUUCCCACAGUUCAAAGGAAGCUGGCAGUAGAGAGAGCCAAGCCGUACCGUUUGCCUUCGUCGGUCUCAAGAGAAGUCCCAAGGCCAAAGCCAUUAUCAACAGCAACAAGGCAGGCUAAUGCAGGAAAUGUGCAUACAAGAACAAGUUUAAUCACUAAAGUACUGUCCAGAUUUAAAGAAGCAUGGCUAGGAAACAGGACAACCAAUUUCUCAGAAUAUAAGAAGUAAGCAGCCUUUUCAUGAAGUUUAGCCUUGUACUAUGUGUUUGAGGGGAGACAGAAAAAGGAGAGAAAUCUGUUUGAAUUAUGUUAGUGUCUUGGUGUGAAGGUACAUGUGAAAAUAGCUUUGUUUUGCUUUUUUGCACAUCAAAUAUACAACGUUUGAGACACAAGUCAUCAUAAGAACUAUUUGGAGAAACAGACAUUUCAGCUAUGACAAUCUUAGUUAGGCAAGUACAUGUAUUUACAUUAUGAGAAAUGUGUUUUCAAAGUUUAAGACAGCUGAAACUAAAGCUUUGACUACCACCAAGCUCUUGGUGUACAUACUUCGACAGAUGAACAAAAAGAAGUGUCUGUCACUUCCAUGUGGGCCUAAUAUAUCACCCCAGCAGUGAGGGUUUACCUGUAUUUCUUGUUCACUGAGUGUUCUUGUUGUCAGCAUCACAGCAUGCUUUUUUUUUUUUGUUUAUUUAUUGAUGUUCCUAGUUUAAAAUGAGUAUUUUAACAGAUUGCUGGAUUUGGUGGUUCGUCCUAUUCCUUCCCGCUCUGUGGCACAGGAUGAGACCCAGCAGUCCCCAUGCAGAGCUUCUACUUCUUUUGUGGCAUCCAGCCCCCUGAGAUCAAAUACACAUUGCUCCAGCUCCCAAAACAAUCUGCCCAGAGCAUCAGAAUUGAAUGUACUAGAAACUCCUCUUGUGGUCAAGGUUUGUAUUUUAAAAACUCAGUAGCAGCCAACCAAACUAGAAGCUUGUGAGCUUUGUUUAAAAGGAAACCCCUGGAUUCAAAUUGUGAGGUAUUUUUUGCAUGCAUGUAGUUAUUGUAUACACUGUCCUUUUCGCAGCAGUAAAAUGGGAAUAGAGGGAAAGUUUAGUUUUCAUUUAAUUGCAGCAGUCACUUUGUCCCACAUCUUUGAGAAAUACACUUGUUUUUAUUGCAUGGAACAAAGUUCAACCUGGACUUUUCAAUCUAUACUUAGCUGCCUAAAGAUGCAAUUUGUGGCCUAACCAUGUCAUUAUUUAAGUGCCAAGUAACUUUAUGUAGUUUGAUGUGCAUUUCUACAAUCAAGAACUGUGCUUCAAAUUCUUAAUCCAAUCACAUGAAUGACAACUGAGUAAUGUCAGUGAUGUCAGUCUCUGUCAGAUUCAGUGAUGACUCUCUGCAGCAGUUUUGCUUAUCAGUUGAUUGUGUUAAAUUGUAUUUCCAGUCACCGCCAUCAAACUGUUACCACGCAAGGCAGUAACACCUGACAGGGCCCCUUGGUUCUGAUCUUUUUGCCUUUGCCUACCUGAAUGAAAUCACUGUCAUCUCCCUAAAUAACAACCUUUUUCUUGUUAGGAAACAUCAUCUAUACUAUUGAACUAGCUUCAUCCUUCUCCCUUCUAACUCUUUCAAUACUGUAAAACAUUUGAGCCGGGAAGACCUGAACAAUGCUACAUGAAGAUAUGUAGGUAUUUUACAGCACUAUCCCUUCAUCUUGUGUGCAGAUUAAUUAAUUAGUGCAGAAAUAAGCUGUGGCUGUUGCUCUGUUGACUGGCAUCUGGAAUACAGUAAUUGAAAAUACUGCCUUGUGGAAUAAUGGUUGUGUGUCUUUUAAAAGAGCAGCAUCGAAAUUGCAAAAAUUACUGGGCUAAGGAGAGAACAUCGUAGACAACAAGAUGCCAUAUUCUUGUUUCUUCAGGAAAUUUGAAAAAUAACCUUUCUGUUGUUAUGGCUGAAGCUUUAAGCACUGGAGACCCAAUUGUAUUUUACCCUGUCAGAGGCAGGGGGUCACUCUGGCUGUGGAGCAGUGCAGAGGGCACUGCAAUGUGACGGUAACCCCUGGUUACGUACACCUUGUGUUGGAAAACUGCUCCUGGUUGUGGGCAGUGGCAAAUGGUCAGUUCUGAAGAGAAAUAUCAGAAACAGAGCAUGUGAAUUGCACACAGGGACUGCUCUCAUCCCUGUGCCUCAAAUACAUAAACUCUCAGCUGUGAGGUAGUACAGAGGGUGUAUGUAUGUUUCACAUUCAGGGCUGAGUGGAAGGGAAAAGCGGCUUUUCUGUGUCUUUAAUUUCUUCUAAUUCAGUGUGAAAUUAGUCUGUUUGCUACUGAAUAAAGCAUUAACAGACAUUUUUUAACUUUAGGUUGUUGAAGACAGUGCAGUGACAGCAUAAACUUAAGAAGCAGCACCUAAAACCCCACCAUAUAGUGAACUACAUCCAUAAAGCAAUCUUCAACACCGCUAUGAUACUAUAAAGCAUCAAUUUGUAUGUGAUCUGCCUCAGAAUAAUAAAGGUCAGUGUGAUGCAGCUGAGGGAAAUAGAGACUUUUAUGACUUUAAGUAUCUCAGAGUAACUUUCAUAGUUUUUACAAGUUCUACUGAUACAACAAAAAAAGCCUUUACACGGAAACAGAAUUUAAUGUAUUCACACUCCUGAAAAUCAUGAAGGUUACUUUUCAAAUAUUCCCGUGACUCAAAGUUUCCAUUGCCCACAAAUACAAACCCAGACAGUAGGACAAGACACUCUCAUAAUUCUUAGGCUAACAACAAAAAGCAGGCUUAUCAACCACAGUAUCAAGUAGUGUGAAACAGGCCAGUGCACCCAGAAGCUGGAUCACAUCAGGUCAGAUUCCAAAAACAGUCAACAGAACAAGCCUCCUUCUUCACAGAAGCAAAAGCACAAUACAGUUCAUGACUACUUACCUAACUACAGAAACUACACAUAGAUCUGCACUAAGAACAAUUAUUAAAUAAAGGAAAGAUUAAUUGAAGAUGUAAUAAAGACAUAUACCAAACACACAUUAGGAAUAACUAGUAGCUUAUCUGCUAAGGCACUUCUGUUUCCAGGCUGCCUGCUUUACAUAGUUGCAGAAUGGGGCAAAGCAAGGCAGCUAUGCUUACUUGUGAAGCAGAUAGUACAGUGGGUCCAUGAAGUAGGAACUUGAACUUAGAUAAUAAGAUUAAGAUUCCAGAAUUAGUACCCAAGAAGUUACCAAUUUAAUAUGUCUGUGAAUUAAUACCGACCCUUCAGGGGUUUGCUCACUAUAGCAAAUACUAUUAUAGCUUUUAACUCGAACUUUCUUCUGUGUCUGCUGCAAACAAUAGCAUAGUGAAACUGUUUUAUGAUUAGGCUUUUGCAGCCAAAUGGGUUUUAUUAGAGUUAGACCCAGGAAAGGGGUUAGUUCGUACAGUUAUGUUCUGACUUCAGACUUCAGGCUUGCUAAUAACAGAGAACUCAACACCACGCUUGUUGAGGCGAUCAAUCAGUUUUGUUUUCGAGAAGACAGCUCCUGGAGAAUAUACACCACCCCUGUUAGUGAAAAUCAAAAAGGAGAAAUGUUAGUGGCACAGUGAUUGAGGGACACCUUUUUGUUAAGCUAGAGAUGUACUUCCCUGACUAAGGAAGAAAAAGCCACUUAGUCCGAGAAGAGAGUGGGUGAGGAAUUUGGCAGGGUGGUUAUAAUCACAGGUUCAUUUCUGCAUCCAGCAAGCUCUACAGAAACCACUCCAUUAACUGAACAUAAAGACAUUGAUGCCAAGGCCUGACUAAAAGCCUGUGACUACAUCCUUUCAAACUGAUGGGCUGGUGAAGAGCACGUGGCUUUAAAUCAGCUUGCAGUGAACCAUCUCCCUUGCACAGCCAGUUGGGUGAGGUAACACAAAUCUACAGGGCUGAUUAACUGUAUUUUCAAAGAGAAACAUUUGCACACAGCAGCUUUAAGGGAGAGCAAGCUGCUCAGCAUGGGAAGGUACUUACCGUUUAGGCAGAGAAGCUGCAUCUUCCAGAAGAGAUAGAGCUGCUUGAACCAUUGCAAUUGGUGUAGCAACAUAUCCAGGCUCUGACAAAAAAAAAAACAAAACAAACCAAAACCCCCAAUGAAAUAUGGUGCAUUGAAAUGUAGAAACUAAUCCUGCUCUUCCCUACAGCAUUCUGGAGAAUAAUGUGUUUGGCAAUGAAAACAGCCUUUCCCAUUUCAGAACAGCUUUUUUUACCUAGUAAUCAGACCAAGUAGCUGGUGAAAUCCUUAAGAUCUAAUCCAGACAAAUACUGCUUCACAUAAUGGCCUCUAACCACACAACUGUGAGUGACCACAUCAUGGUGACAGAGGACUUUCUGACACAGCAAUAGCUUUCCCCAUCCUGCACACUUCAAUUCAGAAUUUUACCAUGCAACACUUGCAUUCUGCCACAUCUCUAGUUAUUUAAAGAAGCUGUGCUCCAGUAACUCAUUUCUGAAUGUACAUUCUUGCUCUUUCCAAACUUCAGAUGUCAUGUCUCCUCAAGGACUGACCUGAACAAAAGUAUAUAAUAGUCAGAAAUUAUACCACACCAGACCUGUUUAAGUUCACUCUCUGGAAACUGGAAAUAAAGUACUAAGUCCAGGCUGUAACAACUAAAAACUAUUCUUACAGCCCUCUUACUUCAAAAGGCCUGCUUUGCAAAAAUGAAAAUCAGACCAAGGAAAGUCAGAGGAAAGAGAUUCACAAGAAUGCAAGUGAACUGGCUAUUUCAAAACCCAGGUCACAAUGAAUUCUAGUAUCCAAGUUAAUACACUGUAAAGGCUGUUGUCUUUGUUUCUGUUGCAAGUGCUUCUCAAAGGUGAAAGGGACAGCAGUGCAAUCAGAAAUGUAUUUUAGAGCAGGGAAUGCUAGGCAAAAUACAUACCUGGUCCUUUCACUUCAGUGCAGAUCUUCACAUUUGGUUUGCCAUUCUGGGGAUCUUGUCCCUCACUGUAACCCUCACCAAAAAAAGUCAUUGUAAAAGAGGUUCCAUCCAUCUGUAGUGGACAAGACAAGCAUGGUCACCAAAAGAGAAACUGAUUGCUACCAGGAAAGCACAAGUAGUAAAUAAAAGUAUCCAAAUUUUAUAUAUCGAAUCCUGCCAAAUACUAUAAUCCAUUUAAACAUGAGAGGAGUUAUUUUGAAUUACUGCUAAAAAGGUAUAAUCUGAAUUUUUAAUUGCUUCCACUUGGUUGCACUGGCCUUGUACUAAAGUCUGUUUGUUUUCUCAGUACUUUCAGUCCUGGGUUUUUUGCUUAUCAGUCUCCCUUGGUCAUCAGCUUUGAUAGAGUGCUCUGAGCCAUCCAUAGGAAUACAUCAGGCUCAGGCCCAGCAACGUUAUCCAUUUAUUCCUCAUAGGAGUUACACACACUUUGAUGUCUAAAAGCAGAAGGCAUAGUUAGUUAAAUAUCCAGUAACUAAACAGGCACACACAACAUGCAUUUGGACCUAGGGGGCAGUUGUAUGAGUGGAGGCUGAGGUUACUUGGUCUGUUCAGCCUGGAGAAGAGGAGACUGAGGGGAGACCUCAUUGUAGUUACACCUUCCUUGUGAGAGGAAGAGGAGGGGCAGGCACUCAUCUCUGUGGUGCCAGUGACAGAACUCAAGGGAAUGGCCUGGAGUUGUGUCAGGGAGGUUUAGGUUGGAUAUCAGGAAAAGGUUCUUCACCCAGAAGGUGGUUGGGCACUGAACAGGCUCCCCAGGGAAGUGGUCAUAGCACCAGCCUCACAGUUCAAGAAGUGCUUGGAUAGUGCUCUCAGGCACUUGGGGUGUGACUCUUGGGGUGUCCAGUGCAGGGCCAGGACUUGGACUGUGAUGAUCCUUGUGGAUCUCUUCUAACUCAGAAUAUUCUGUGAUUAAUUUAGAAAUUACUUCUUUGAGGCUAAGCAGUUGACUCUAAAUUACUAUUCCGCCAUUACCACAACAAAUGUAUUCUAUAACUGUGGUAGAAAACAAUCAGUUACCUGCUUCUGGGUUGGUCCUUUCUUUGUGAAGCAUCCAGCAGAGAAAAAUUCUGGGUACUGUAUGAAUAGAGGAGAGAAAAAAAAAAUAAAAGAAACAAAAGACCAACAGUAAAUAAAAGGGAGAAAAAAAGAUAUCUCCAAACACUAAAUUAUUUUGGGUUUUGAAAACUUACUUUUGUCAGAAGUUUUCUUCCAAAGUUAAACUUCACCAGAAGAAGAAAUAACAUGCCCAGAAACAUCAGCUUGAUAACAGAGCCAAGACCACCUACAGUCACAUAAGCACCAUACUGGACCUGAAGCAAGAGUGUAUUUUCAGUGAUAGGAUUUACAUUAAUUUUUUCCAUCAACUGAUUUUUAUAAAUCAAUCUACCCCCUAAGUAAGAUGCAGUUAUUUUGUACAACAUACAUUGGUUUAAACAGGGCCUUAAACAAUUGUCUUAGUUCUAAGGAACUGUUUGAAGAAUGCUUCACUUCAUCAUUCAUUCUGGGAAGACAAGGGAACUACAGAGUGAAGAGGGAGCAGACAUGGUACACAAGAACAGAAAACUUUACAGAAAGAUGUGUUUUGUCAUCCAAUUUCAGCCUUCUUUCCUAGGUCUUCCUUUUCUCCUUAUGCUUUUUUUAAAGAGAAACUGAAAUAGCAAUGGCAAGCCUUUCUCAUUUGUAGCUUUCAAGUGCAUUUUUAAAGCACCAUUUCACCCCUCAUUGCUUAAAUGAUGCCUGUGAUUCUGCACAGCAGUUAUACAGAUUGUUGUGCUCAACUCCUCUCAGGAAACCAUGCAAAACAAAAAUUAAUCAUCUUUUCCACCACCAUUACUUCACAUUGCCUUUACUCUGCACACUGGAGACCCAAGCACUAAAGAUAUAAAUGAGCAGCAUAUGAAUUCUGUAUCAGAAUAUUGACUACAAUAUACUGAGCUGGCUAUAGCUACCACAGACUACAAUUAUGAUGCUUUUAGAAGCUCUGCUGAUACAACAAGAAAAGUUUCUGCACAGAAGCAGAAUUUAAUAUAUUUAUCAUGAAGGCUACCUUUCAAAUAUUCCUGUGUGUUGGGGAAGAUGAAAGAAGAAAGCCUUACAAAUAUGAUUGCCUGGCAAAAGAUUUUGAGAAUAUAGAAACUAUAAGCGAGAUUGAAAUGAAAGCAAGCUUUGACAUCCCUUAGUUACUGAACAACAGGAAAACAAUGGUGUGGCCGGCUGAAGGUAAUCCCCUUUGGAUGAUACAAGACCCUCUGCAAGCAGGCAGGUCCAAGGGUCAGAGCAGACCCUGCCAGCUUGGCAGAAGGGGUCCGAAGAGUAGGUUUUAGAGUUUAAAAUGUAGCACAAUAUGGUAAUGUAGUGAUUCUUAUAGGCUGUAUGUAAAUGCUAUAGGAUUUGUAUGCUGUACUAGAUUGGUUAGUGAGAAUCAGAAUAUUCAACACAGAAGAUGAUUUAUUGUAUUGUAACGGGAACUUCGCUCUCUUAUGCUCUUGCUUUUGCUCUUGUUCUCUUGCUUUUACUCUUGCUCUUAGCUCUUGCCUUUUUACGUUAUUACCCUCUCAUCCUUUCUCUUCUCUCGGGCCUGCUCCGAGCUGCAGCUGGCAGCUCCCAGCAGGGCCCUGUACCCACGCCCUUUGCAAUAAACCGCAAGUUCCACGA